AUUGUUUUAAAAUUACAAAUUAGUCCGUUCUUUUAUUCCCGUACUCGUUCCUUCUUCUUCUUCUUCCUCUCAUCGUCAUUUUCUCGAUUCUCACUCUUCCGGUCACCGACUAAUUCUGGUUAGCUCACAUUCCUUAUGCUCAUUCAUCCACAGUUCCCUAAUUAACGCUACGAAUUUUGUUUCUCCUCUUAUUUCUUCUUUCCUCUUGUAGAAUAAGGUUUAUCAAAAGAAUAAGAAUAAGGUUUAUCUCUUAAAUCUCCGAUAAUUAGCAGAGUUUUUUCAGGAUUGAGUUUGAUUUGCUGUUUUGGAAUCAUAAAUUUUGCGUUUUAGUGGAUAAAAAGCUAGCUUUGAAAGAGUUAUUGCAGAGAAAAAAAAUGGGAUCGAGAGGGAUUAUCAACGAUAAGUGGUCAAUGAGGAUUCUAUGGGGUUGUGCUAUCGGAAGUGCUAUUGGUUUAUACAUGGUUGCUGUAGAGAGACAAACUCAGAACAGGGCUCGUGCUAUGGCUGAGAGUUUGAGAGCUGCUGAAUCACAAGGUGAUGGUGAUAAUGUCUAAUAUCUACCAAGUAGUGCUCAGUUGAAUACUCUCAGUUGAGUUUUUUUUUUUGGUGUUUGUUUUUGUUAUAAUGACUUCUUCUGCCAAGAUGGUGUUGAUGUAGUUUCUUUUUUGCAAAUAAUCGUAAUAAGGUUUCGAAACUUGGAGAGUUGAAGUUGCUGAACAUACGAUUUGUGUUAUCGCAAAAAAAGUUAUUUCUUAUGCCUG
This is a messenger RNA of Arabidopsis thaliana (thale cress), 761 nucleotides long. RefSeq names its product HrpN-interacting protein from malus protein. Bases 375 to 554 code for a protein of 59 amino acids. The record is from RefSeq and is marked reviewed. Lineage: Eukaryota; Viridiplantae; Streptophyta; Magnoliopsida; Brassicales; Brassicaceae. The transcript has 2 exons.